Molecule: messenger RNA, 2418 nt
Organism: Caenorhabditis auriculariae
Lineage: Eukaryota; Metazoa; Nematoda; Chromadorea; Rhabditida; Rhabditidae
Source: the annotation of a GenBank genome assembly
AUGGCUGAACAAGCACCGCAAAAAUCAACUUCAUCAAAGACGACUGGACGGUAUGUUUAUUUCAAUUAAGUUUCCACUCCGAGUACGGAUUCAUGUCUAUUAGCAAUCGUUUCGAAUAACUCCAAACAAACCGUUAUUCUGAAUAUUCUCGCACGUUUGAAAAAUGUUUUUCUUUUUGUAAAAAUGUAUUGAUACUUUUAAAUUUUGUCUUAGAUGUGAAUGUGGUUUUGGCCUUGAACUUUUCCCUGCAUUAUAUUGAUUGUCUUCUCUUAGGACGUGUUCAAAGUCAUUUCACGAAGUUCGAAAUAGCCUCAUGCAGUAAAAAAAAUCAACUAAAUUUCGGGAAAACGGAAUUAAAUUAAAUUUUUCGUAGAUUACUUUGAACAGGAUAAAAAAAAGUUUUCGGUUCAGAUUAUACGUGAAAGGAGUCUUCACCGGCUUCAAGCGAGGACUUCGUACCCAAUCCGAACAUACGGCUUUGUUGAAGCUCGAAGGUGUUUUCAACCAGAAAGACGCUAACUUCUACGUUGGCAAGCGAGCAGUUUACCUGUACAAGGCACAUAACAAGACCACCGUUAGUUUCUUUCCUUUUUCGCACCCUUGAAAAUCAAAAAAUUAUCGAACAUGCUUUUAAUAUUCGAGGGUUGAGCGUAAAAAUUAGCGUGGUGUAAUUUUGAUUUUUGACGUGAAUUUUCAAAUUAUUAAGAGAUAAUAUUUUUUUUUUACUUGGAAUUCAAUUGGUUCGAGGGUUGGACAUUAAAGUUAGUCCUUUAUGCUCUGUUCAAAGCUAUUUAGACGCGCGUGUCAAAAAAUUUUUCUUUAAAAAUUGCGAGCCGAAUCGCAGCGAAAAGCGGCAUGCAGAUUUUCAUAGCGGUUUUUUUUUAUUGAAUGCUGGUCAGUAGCCCCCUUUUGCUAAUAAAUCAUGAUUUGCGUAAUGGGUGCUUUACGGUUACUUCUGCCGAUCACAAUGUGUUUUUUAACGAUUUGAGUAAUUCGCUGGGCUUAAUAGCUCAGCUGGCAUAACUCAUUUCUAACGUCCGCAAGGUCGUAGGUUCGAGUCCCCCCGAGGUCGACCAAGCCUUUUAUCCCUCCGGGGUAGAUAAAAUUGGAAGCUGCAUGCAGCGAAAAGGCUCAAUCUCUCAACGCUCUCUCUCUGGAAAGCCGGCACCGUACUUCUUCCUACGACCUCUCUUGUACCUGAUGUUCUACGAGCGAAAUUCACAACUUCUCUGCUUAAGCCACAGCUCCUGCCGCCGUUUAAACACAGUUAUAAUCAAUGAAAGUCGAUUGCACAUGUAUUCUUACAUUGAAGAUGCAAUAAACAAAACAAACAACAGCUGGGCUUAAACGGGGACUCGGAGCCUGGAUUGGGUACUUGCGUAAAUACGCUGGACUUAAACAGGUCUAUGCGCAGCUUAAAACUGCGUUUAGAGUGGUCGGCUGGGGUUCAACUGCUUCAAGGCAGUAGCAUCCGCGGGUGCAACAUGAGAUUUUAGCCAAAAAUAGAAAACUCAGAAACUGGUGCGCGCACGCGCGGGUGGACUGAUUCUUUUUUCCGCCUUCUCCAUUGAAAUGAAAUUUUAAGUAGUGUUUUUUAUUUUUAUUUUCGUAAUACUACGCAGUGCUCCUGCUUACGUUUUAAAGUUGUUCCGAGAACUUCCGAACAAUUUAUGAAAAAAAAAAAUUGCCAAGUAAAAUUUUGGUAUUUCAAAUUUUUGUGCGUUCGAAUUGUCAUAAACUGCAGCAGAGCAGUGAUGAUAAGAGAUGAACAGACAUAAAAAUUUUAAAUUUAUAGCUUUUUAGUUAGUUGAAAAGCUCAAAAAAAAUAGAAGAGACACCCCGCGCAUACGCGUACUUUUGGCAACAAACAUGCGCCGUCAGUGCCUGGAAAGGCAGCGCCAUCCACUGAGAGAAGUUCAUCCAUUCUGUGCGUUUUCAUUAGUUUUCAACUUUGCGUGUCAGGUUGAUCGGGGCGCCCCGUCAGCAACGUAAGAGUUUCUUGUUUAGAAAAGCUCUCUUUUAUCAUAACGGACGUGUGUAAACUAGAAAUAUUUAUUUGACGAAGAUAGUUCGUCUUGUUCGGAAAUAUUUUUGAGAGCGUCAUAUAGUUUGAAAUUCUUCUGAAAGUGAAAAUAUCUUGAAAUUAGUACCUACGACCACCAAAAAAAUAUCUAUUGCAAAAAAUUUGAGUAAAAAGUGAUUGAGUUGCAGAAGCCUGGCCAUUCAGUCGCUACGCGUACCCGCGCCAUUUGGGGCCGCAUUACUCGUCCUCAUGGUAAUGCUGGUGCUGUCAGAGCCAAGUUCCAUCACAAUCUGCCCCCGACUGCCAUCGGAAACAGAAUUCGAGUGGUGAGUAUGAGAAUUUUUUUCUCAUUGCGUUGUCUUCUUUUUCAGAUGCUCUACCCGUCGAACAUCUAA